AUGGGGCACUAUUAUUACCAUCUCUUGUUCCUAGGAUUUACUCUUCUACAAUCUUACAGUGUCUCGGGAUAUGGGCCAAAUCAAAGAGCACAAAAGAAGGGAGACAUUAUACUCGGAGGUCUUUUUCCAAUACACUUUGGAGUAGCUGUAAAGGAUCAAGACUUAAAAUCUAGACCAGAGGCAACUAAAUGUAUUAGGUACAACUUCAGAGGAUUCCGGUGGUUGCAGGCAAUGAUAUUUGCAAUUGAGGAAAUCAACAAUAGUAUGAAAUUUCUACCAAAUAUCACUCUCGGAUACAGGAUAUUUGAUACGUGCAACACUGUGUCCAAAGGCCUGGAAGCAACUCUAAGUUUUGUAGCCCAGAAUAAAAUUGACUCACUGAACUUGGAUGAGUUUUGUAACUGCUCUGAUCACAUCCCAUCGACAAUAGCAGUUGUGGGGGCAACGGGAUCUGGAAUUUCGACUGCAGUCGCCAAUCUGCUGGGGUUGUUUCACAUUCCACAGGUCAGCUAUGCCUCCUCAAGCAGGCGCUUAAGCAACAAGAACGAAUACAAGGCUUUCCUUCGCACAAUCCCAAAUGAUGAGCAACAGGCUACAGCCAUGGCUGAGAUUAUUGAGCAUUUUCAGUGGAAUUGGGUGGGCACUUUAGCCGCUGAUGACGAUUAUGGGCGUCCAGGGAUAGAUACAUUUCGGGAAGAAGCUGAAGAACGGGAUAUCUGCAUAGAUUUCAGUGAGAUUAUUUCUCAGUACUAUACCCAGAAACAGGUGGAACAGCUUGCAGAUAUCAUUCAGAAUUCCUCAGCCAGAGUGAUUGUUGUCUUCUCAAAUGGCCCUGACUUGGAACCACUGAUACAAGAGAUAGUUCGACGAAACAUCACUGGUAGAAUUUGGCUGGCAAGUGAAGCAUGGGCGAGUUCGUCAUUGAUAGCCAAACCGGAGUAUUUCCAUGUUGUUGGUGGAACCAUUGGAAUUGCACUCCAAGCAGGCCGCAUCCCAGGAUUCAAUGAGUUUUUAAAAAGAGUCCAUCCCAGCAGAUCGUCUGACAAUGGAUUUGUCAAGGAAUUUUGGGAAGAAACAUUUAACUGUUAUUUCACUGAUGAAUCCCUAACACAGCUAAAAAAUUCAAAAACACCAACCCAUGGAUUAGCAACACAGGAUGGCAAUGUUAAAGUGCAGCAUUCCACAAGGACAAGAUCAAGACCUCCAUGCACCGGAGAAGAGAAUAUCACGAGUGUGGAAACUCCUUAUCUGGAUUAUACUCACCUACGUAUUUCAUACAAUGUAUAUGUAGCAGUAUAUUCAAUUGCUCAUGCUCUGCAGGACAUCUAUGACUGCAAACCAGGAAAGGGUAUUUUUGCAAAUGGAUCAUGUCCCGAUAUAAAGAAAGUUGAAGCAUGGCAGGUUCUCAACCAUCUGCUGCAUUUGAAGUUUACAAACAGCAUGGGCGAGCAGGUUGAUUUUGAUGAUCAAGGUGACCUUAAAGGAAAUUAUACCAUUAUCAAUUGGCAGUUGUCCCAUGAGGAUGAAUCUGUAGUGUUUCAAGAAGUUGGCAACUACAAUGCAGAUGCUAAACCAAGUGAUAGACUCAACAUAAAUGAGAAGAGAAUCUUGUGGGGUGGUUUCUCAAAAGUGGUGCCUUUUUCAAACUGCAGUCGUGAUUGUGUGCCUGGCACCAGGAAGGGGAUAAUUGAAGGGGAGCCUACCUGCUGUUUUGAGUGUGUAGCAUGUGCAGAAGGAGAGUUUAGUGAUGAAAGUGAUGCAAGUGCAUGUACAAAAUGUCCCAAUGAUUUCUGGUCAAAUGAGAACCAUACGUCAUGCAUAGCCAAGGAGAUUGAAUACCUGUCAUGGAUUGAACCUUUUGGAAUUGCCCUGACAAUAUUUGCCAUUCUAGGAAUACUGAUGACUUCCUUUGUUUUAGGAGUAUUCAUUAAGUUCAGAAAUACUCCUAUUGUGAAAGCCACUAACAGAGAACUCUCCUAUCUCCUCCUCUUUUCCUUAAUCUGCUGUUUCUCCAGCUCAUUGAUCUUCAUUGGAGAACCUAAGGAUUGGACUUGUAGAUUGCGUCAACCCGCUUUUGGAAUCAGUUUCGUGCUGUGCAUUUCUUGCAUUCUGGUGAAAACAAAUCGUGUAUUAUUAGUCUUUGAGGCCAAGAUCCCAACCAGCCUCCAUCGAAAGUGGGUGGGCCUCAAUUUGCAAUUCUUACUUGUUUUCCUCUGUAUUCUAGUGCAAAUAGUUACUUGUGUUAUCUGGCUUUACACAGCACCCCCUUCAAGCUACAGAAACCAUGAACUAGAAGAUGAAAUCAUUUUUAUUACGUGUGAUGAAGGUUCAUUAAUGGCACUUGGUUUCCUCAUUGGUUACACAUGCCUCCUUGCUGCCAUUUGCUUCUUUUUUGCCUUUAAGUCUCGCAAACUCCCAGAGAAUUUCAAUGAGGCCAAAUUUAUUACCUUCAGUAUGCUCAUAUUUUUCAUAGUCUGGAUCUCAUUUAUUCCUGCUUAUGUCAGCACUUAUGGGAAAUUUGUUUCAGCUGUAGAAGUCAUUGCUAUUCUUGCAUCAAGUUUUGGGUUACUUGGAUGCAUUUAUUUUAACAAAUGCUAUAUAAUUUUGUUUAAACCAUCAAGAAAUACAAUUGAAGAAGUGAGAUGUAGUACGGCUGCCCAUGCUUUUAAAGUGGCAGCAAAGGCAACUUUGCGGCGUGGCACCUUGUCUCGUAAGAGGUCUAAUAGUAUUGGUGGUUCCACUGUCUCCUCUCCAACAUCUUCAAUCUGUAGCAGAAGCGCCCAUGAUGAGCAAAUAACCAUGGAGAUGCAGAGAUGCAGCAAGCAGAAGGUCAGUUUUGGAAGUGGAACUGUCACUUUAUCCCUGAGCUUUGAGGAAACUGGAAGGUACGCAACUGUUAGCAGGAGCAUGAGGAGGAGAAAUUCAAUGGAAGCCAAAUACAGCGAUGAUUUUUUGAUGAAGCAUAAUGUUUUGAUCCCUCUUCAGAAUUGUGAUACAGGAAAUGAUACACGGUGCAAGACGAUGGGAAACAAUGGAUCAGGAACUCUUGAGUCAUUGGAUGGUAGCAAAGAACAUGCCAAAAAUACUGAAGAUAUAUCCUCCAACACUUCAAUAAAUUCAAGAAACCUUGUUGAUGGCAUCAUUGUAGAUAAUGCUAUAAAUUCUUAACGAUGUAAUAUUUCAGAUU
Hemiscyllium ocellatum (epaulette shark) is the source of this 3187-nucleotide messenger RNA. RefSeq names its product calcium-sensing receptor (gene casr). Bases 1 to 3168 code for a protein of 1055 amino acids. Gene Ontology annotation, cellular component: membrane. The transcript has 6 exons. The record is from RefSeq and is a predicted model, not a curated record. Gene Ontology annotation, biological process: detection of calcium ion; G protein-coupled receptor signaling pathway; regulation of calcium ion transport. NCBI's taxonomy places the organism in Eukaryota, Metazoa, Chordata, Chondrichthyes, Orectolobiformes, Hemiscylliidae. Gene Ontology annotation, molecular function: calcium ion binding; G protein-coupled receptor activity.